GGCUAAUCCUCUUAGGAUCUGCGAGAGAGAUAAGUUGGGGCGGUUUUGUCAAACAAAUUGCAUACAGAGAGCAUCGUUAUCGAAAUGUUUUUUAUUUAUCUGCAAUUAAGAAAACAUGGAUGACAAGUUAGGAACAGGGCUAUACACAGGAGCAGUGUUUUUAACGAUUAGGAAGAACGAAGUGGAACGAUAAUCCAGCCUCAACUCGGGACUUAUGUUUGAGUUAAGGUCUUUGUGUCUUAAAGCGAAUUAACUGUUAUAUUGAUAAAUUAGGUACGGCCACAUCACGGAGGAAAAUGGAUUUUAACGCCGCACUGGAGACAUUUGCGGAGGCUUGGGUGGUAGCAAACACUCCAACAGCAGUAUCGAACCCCGAAAAACAGAAGGCAAAAAGUACAGAUGAGUUACCUACCAUGUUGCUAAGGGAACAAAUAGCCACUGGUUCACAGGAAGUCAAAUCUGCCAGUCCGAAGAAAACUGACACAAAUAGCACACAAUUAGCAAAUGCAAAGUCACUACCAAUACAUUGUGUUAUAGAGCAGAUUAACGGAGUUCCAUCAUUUGAUAAUACUUCUAGUCUAACAGCAGUUCCAGAUAACAUUGAAUUAGACAGCUACGCCAUUUUACCUAACUCUACACUAUUACAGGAUUUAGUCCGAGCAGCACUUCUUAAACUUGGCUACAGUUCUGUUGAUGCAAUCAACGCUAAAGGUGCAAUACAGAUUAAGAAAUGGAAACCUCUAUGUUUUGAUUCUAUUUCCGAUAAUACUCAGGCUACCAUAGAAGAUAUACUUGGUGAAUUAACGAACGUCGCUACAUUACGUAUUAGAUUAGCCAGCACUGAUAUGUUAUUACUACCAAAUGAAUGGAAUGAUCACGCUGUCAGGCGAGCUGUACAUAUUCUGUUAAAAGAAAUGAAUCAACUUACAUUGGGCAAAUUAUCUCCCCUUUGCCAGUCAAUGAUAUCUAAUAUUAUAUUUUGA
Molecule: messenger RNA, 983 nt
Organism: Patella vulgata (common limpet)
Lineage: Eukaryota; Metazoa; Mollusca; Gastropoda; Patellidae
Product: DNA-binding protein SATB2
Exons: 7
Coding region: 297-983 (228 amino acids)
Biological process (GO): chromatin remodeling; regulation of transcription by RNA polymerase II
Molecular function (GO): DNA-binding transcription factor activity, RNA polymerase II-specific; RNA polymerase II cis-regulatory region sequence-specific DNA binding
Source: RefSeq, a predicted model, not a curated record